Molecule: messenger RNA, 3039 nt
Organism: Xiphias gladius (swordfish)
Lineage: Eukaryota; Metazoa; Chordata; Actinopteri; Istiophoriformes; Xiphiidae
Gene: ints6
Product: integrator complex subunit 6
Exons: 18
Coding region: 319-2934 (871 amino acids)
Biological process (GO): snRNA 3'-end processing
Cellular component (GO): integrator complex
Source: RefSeq, a predicted model, not a curated record
AGCAGGGACUCUCUGUGAGGGGGAACUUUGUUACUAUGAAACUUAGGAAUAUUUGCAAAAUAUUGUAAAAAUUAUCAAAAUCCCUCGUGAAUCAAUAACCUGCCCCUAGGGUUUGAGGUUUUUAGUUUAGUUUGCCCGGAAAGGGCUUCUACACUCACUAUUCUUACACUUUUUUGAAAGAAUGUGUGAGACAGACAGUUAGCCAGCUAGCUAGCUAGCUGAGAGGUGAUACAGGCGGCAGGAGAACAAAAGAUUUUUUUGCGUUUUGGCCGGUUGUACUGACACCAAGUCCAUGCAGAACGUGUCAUUACCAUCACAAUGCCCGUUUUACUUUUUCUGAUAGACACGUCCGCUUCAAUGAACCAGCGCACCCAUCUGGGCACUACCUAUCUGGACAUAGCAAAAGGCGCUGUUGAGACUUUUAUGAAGCUCAGAGGGAGAGAUCCGGCGAGCCGAGGGGACCGGUAUAUGUUGGUAAAUUUUGAAGACGUUCCCUUCGGGAUAAAGGCUGGAUGGAAAGAGAGCCAUGCCACAUUCAUGACAGAGCUGAGGAACCUCCAAGCAACUGGACUCACAACUAUUGGCCAGUCCUUGAGGACCGCUUUUGAUUUACUCAAUCUCAAUAGAUUAGUGACUGGGAUAGACAACUAUGGACAGGGAAGGAAUCCCUUUUUCCUCGAACCCGCCAUCAUAAUCGCUAUCACCGACGGCAACAAGUUGACAAGCAGCGGCGGAGUCCAAGACGAGCUCCAUCUGCCUCUGACCACCCCACUGCCAGGCAGUGAGCUGACUAAGGAGCCCUUCCGCUGGGACCAGCGUCUCUUCGCCCUGGUGCUGCGGAUCCCUGGCAACGCCUCGGUGGAGCCCGAACCCCUUGGAGGCGUCCCCCCUGACGAUUCUCCCAUCACCCCCAUGUGUGAGGUCACUGGAGGACGUUCUUACAGCGUGUUCUCUCAGCGUAUGUUGAAUCAGUGUCUGGAGUCUUUGGUGCAAAAAAUUCAGAGCGGAGUGGUGAUAAAUUUUGAGAAGACAGGGCCCGACCCUCCUCCACUAGAGGACACUCCAGCUGAGGUCCUGAAGUCUGGUCCGCAGCCUUGGCAUUGCUGUCACAAGCUGAUCUACGUGCGGCCCAACCCUAAAACUGGUGUUCCCAUCGGACACUGGCCCAUCCCCGAGGCCUUCUGGCCAGACCAGAACUCCCCCACACUGCCCCCUCGUUCAGCCCACCCCCACGUACGUUUCUCCUGUCUGGACGCUGAGCCCAUGGUGAUAGACAAGGUGCCCUUCGACAAGUAUGAGCUGGAGCCUUCGCCUCUCACACAGUACAUUUUGGAGAGGAAGUCCCCACACACCUGCUGGCAGGUGUUUGUAUGUAACAGUGCCAAGUACAGCGAUCUGGGCCAACCCUUUGGCUACUUAAAGGCCAGCACAGCUCUCAACUGUGUCAACUUAUUUGUGAUGCCCUACAACUACCCCGUGCUUCUGCCACUUCUGGAUGACUUGAUCAAAGUGCACAAGUUCAAGCCAACCAUCAAGUGGCGGCAGUCCUUUGAGAACUACCUGAAGACCAUGCCUCCAUAUUAUAUUGGGUCUUUGAGGAAAGCUCUGAGAAUCAUGGGAGCACCAAACCUGCUGGCUGAAAACAUGGAGUAUGGCCUGAGCUACAGCGUGGUCUCCUACCUGAAGAAGCUCAGUCAGCAGUCAAAAAUCGAGUACGACCGCCUGAUUGCCUUGAUUGGUAAAAAGCCGACGCCAGAGGCCGGCAUCAAGGUGCGUUGGCGGGGUGGAGGUAUAUCUCUGGCCCAGCGCAGGGACUUCAUCCAGCAGCUGCAGAGUCUCACAGGAGAGGCCCCGACUCUGUCCAUCGAGCUCAACCCCAAAGAGUUUCAAGGCUUUCAUCUGGCACUGAUCAACAAGAGCCUGAAACCUCAGAGCUUUAGGAAUCCUUACGACAUCCCUCGCAGCCAUCUGCUGGACCAGCUGAGCCGAAUGAGGAGAAAUCUGCUCAACACCAGCGUCUGCACUCUCAGAGGGCAGGACUCGGACCAGCUCCACAGCGUGCCAAUCGCCCAGAUGGGCAACUACCAGGACUUCCUCAAAGCUGCUCCUCAGCCUCUUCGAGACGCAGACCCUGAACAGCCCAAACGCCUGCACACAUUCGGCAACCCCUUUAAACUGGACAAGAAGGGCAUGAUGAUCGAUGAGGCGGAUGAGUUUGUGACAGGCCCUCAGAACAAGGGCAAGAGGCCAGGAGACAGCAACAACAUGCCGGGCGGAGGUCCCAAGAGGCGCCGCUGCAUGUCGCCUCUGCUGCGUCUGGGCAGGGCUUACACCCCUCCGGUAUCACCUCCUGCCAGCCCUCGACCCACAGCAGAUAUGGACAUGAAUGACGGAGCACCUGAACCAGACUUGAUCAUCAACCACCUGACUCAGAACCACUACGGCUCAGACAGUAGCUCGGACUCGGAGGCAGAUCAUCCCUCAGGGCCCGCCAACCACCAGGAGAAUCACACGGCCAUGGAUCCUCAGGACCUCCGGCACAGGGACGAAGAGGAGAACGGGCGACCCCAGAUGGGCGAGCUGCCGCUGGGCAGCGAGGAAGGAGUGGAGGUCGUGCUGGUGGAGGACCAGCCGCCUCGCUACCUGUCACCUUCAGCUCUGAAGAAGCACAUUCACAACGAGACGACGAAGGUCAACAACGAGCUGAGAGCACUCAUCACCAAGGAGAUCAGGAAACCUGGCAGGCACUAUGAGAAGAUCUUCCUCCUCCUGAAGCAGAUCCAGGGCACUCUGGACACCCGGCUCAUCUUCCUCCAGAACAUCAUCAAAGAGGCAGCCAGGUUCAAGAAGCGCGUUCUCAUCGAGCAGCUGGAAAACUUCCUCGAGGAGAUCCACAACAGAUCCAAUAACAUGAACCACGUGGACUCACUGUGAGACUGGCUCAUUCCCAAACUGAACUUACUGAUAAUGAACCCAAGAACCCUCCACAUCCUUUUAACCCCCCAGCCCACCCCACCCCACCCUGCCCUCCAGUACCGG